This is a messenger RNA of Meloidogyne enterolobii, 516 nucleotides long. NCBI's taxonomy places the organism in Eukaryota, Metazoa, Nematoda, Chromadorea, Rhabditida, Meloidogynidae. The record is from the annotation of a GenBank genome assembly.
AUGUCUUUUGAAUACGCCAAAGCGCUUUCAGAAUAUGAACAUAAAGGGAGGGUUGGAUUACCCGAGAAGGUCGAUUCUGAUCGUAUUUUAACAAAUAAAUGCAAUUCUCUUGUACAAAUGUUGUGUAGCAGUGAAUGCUGUGUUGUUCUGACUGGGGCAGGGAUUAGUACAGCCGCCGGAAUUCCCGACUUUCGAGGCCCCAACGGUGUCUGGACUUUGGAACGUCAAAAAAGGCAAAUGCCAGAGGGCGUUAGUUUUGAACAUGCCACACCUACUUUCUCCCAUUUUGCUUUGACUGAACUUGAAAAGUGUGGAAAAAUUAAAUUUUUGAUAACACAAAAUGUUGAUGGACUGCACAGUCUUUCUGGAUUCCCAAUUGAACGUUUGGCUGAAUUACAUGGAAAUAUUUUUGUGGAAAAGUGUGGAAAAUGUAAAAGGUUUGGAAAAAAUUUUUUUCUAGAAAUUUUCCGAAAUUUCGCCGAAAUUUUCCGAAAUUUCGAAAAAAAUAAAUUUUGA